UAAAGAUUUUUCUAAGCCAUUCUCGUAAAGACUGAAAUCGGUUCCAGACGAUGUUUCCCCUGCAGAAAAGCAGAAAGCAUGAAACUUCGAUGCGGGGACUUGGAAAUUCGAUCGAAAGACAAAGGAACUGGGUAAUAGCUGUUAUAGUUCGCCCUCCGAUCUAAAAUUAAUAGCCAUAGUUUCUAGAUUUUGCUAUCUGGAUUUGUUUUGCGCUUAACGUUACUGGAAAAGAACGAUGGCUGAGAAUGGUGUUGUGAACGGAAUUAGGGCGAUGCUGGAGGAAGCAGAGGCUCCCGUAACCGAGAAGUGUUGCAUCUACAAAGUGCCCUUUGAUAUCCGCAAACUCAACGAAGAAGCCUACACCCCAAAGGUUGUUUCUAUAGGCCCUUUUCACCACAAUAGCCCUCACCUCCAGAACAUGGAAAGACACAAACUCAUUUACUGCAAGGCUUUUCUUGAACGAUACCAAAUAAGUUUGGAGAGCUGGAUCCACUACAUAGAAAGGGUGGAGCACGAAUUUCGCAGUUGUUAUUCCGAAACCCUUCACUUCACCAAGGAGGAACUGGUGAGGAUCAUCUUUGUGGAUUGUGGUUUUAUAUUUGAACUGUUUUGGUGUAUCUUUUAUGAUGAAUGGUUGGGGAAGAACAACGCCUUUCUCAUGAAACCUUGGUUAGCUACUAAUAUAAGAUUAGAUCUGUUGCUGCUUGAAAACCAACUUCCCUUUUUUGUUCUUGAAAACCUCUUCAAUCUCUCCUUCGCCUCUGCACCUGCUGCUGCUACUAACAGAAAAAUCCCUUCAUUUCUUGAGUUAACCUUUGACUACUUUAUCUAUUACAAUAGAUCCAAAUUGACAUCUCAGAAUAUUCGCAUAAUGCACUUCACGGAUCUCAUAAGAACAUUUCACUUGCAAUACCCUUUGCAACACCGGAUUGAGACUGAUGAAUCGAUAAUGCAUCUUCCAAGUGCUACUGAGUUAUCAGAGGCAGGUGUGAAGUUUAAGGUGGACACCCAAAGUGACUGCUUACUAGACUUGAGAUUUUCUGGGCGGGUUCUUCAAAUCCCACAGUUGAAAGUGGAAGAUUGGACUGAACGUUUGUUUCGCAACAUGGUGGCUUUGGAGCAGUGUCAUUAUCCUGAACAAUCCUAUAUUACAGAUUAUGUUGCUAUAUUGGACUUUCUUGUGAACACCAGCAGAGAUGUGGACUUACUUGUUCGAAAGAGAGUGCUGGUGAACUGGCUAGGGGAGAGUGAUUCUGUGGCUAACAUGUUUAAUGGUCUUUGGAAAAACAUCACUCAUAUAAAUCUCAAUGCUCAGUACUUUCUUCUCUGCAAUGACUUGAAUGCUUUUUCUAGAAACCCUUUGAAUCAAUUGAAGUCCACUCUGAGGCGGGAUUAUUGUAACACUCCUUGGCAAACCGCUGUUUCCGUUGCUGGAAUUGUUCUCCUUGUUCUCUCUUUGGUUGAAGCAGUUUGUUCUAUCUUGCAAACAGUGUAGCAGCAAUAGAAUAUGCCUCCUCCACGACAAGACUUCUCAAUUUCGAUCAUUGUUAAAUGCUGAGUCAUUGCGUUCCUUUUCUCUGGAAAUGUUUGGAUGGUUUUCUUAUCUAGAUGUUGUAUCAGAUUGAUUUAGUCUUUUGCUGAUUUCUUCAUCACGAUGGGGAUGAUGCAUAUGCAUGAAGUUCAGUGCUCUUGUGCUAGACUGUGGUGCAAACUAUGAUUUAAUGAUGCUAAUUCUUUCUCAGCUAGAGGGUUGUUGUUUUGUGGUUUCACUACAUAUUCACAAUUUCAUACAGUUGAAGUUAGGAAAAUAGUUAUGUUUGUGUGUGGUUUAAACUAUUUAUUAACCAUGUCUUUCUAGCAACAUAUGAACCUCUAGAACAUUAAAAACAAAAGAGUUUUGUGAGAGUUGUUUAGAAAGGUAAUCUAAGAUUAU
Molecule: messenger RNA, 1933 nt
Organism: Vigna unguiculata (cowpea)
Lineage: Eukaryota; Viridiplantae; Streptophyta; Magnoliopsida; Fabales; Fabaceae
Product: UPF0481 protein At3g47200-like
Source: RefSeq, a predicted model, not a curated record